ACAGACCUCUAUAGUGUCACCUGACCUCAGUUAUGUGACAGAUGCAGACAUGGCGGAAUUGGAUAGCUCAAAAUAUUUCAGUGGUUUAUUGAAUGGAAUUACACAGAACACAUAUUAUAACAACCCCGAAAUGACAGAGGAAUUGCUGAAAAAUGAACUAUAUCCCGAUAUAUCGCUCUGCUUGAGAAGGGGGGUUUUGAAGUCCAUCGCUUCAGCGGACAUGAAUUUCAAUCAGUUAGAAGCUUUCCUGAUAGCCCAGACCAAGAAGCAGGGAGGGGUGAGCGCUGAGCAGACGGCUGUCCUCUCCAAGUUCUGGAAGAACCACAAGAGCAAGAUCCAGGAGAGCCUCAUCAGCCAGAGCCGCUGCUGGGACAACAGCCUGCGCAACGUGAGCUGGAGAGUGGACCUGAAAACACAGAGUCGCCACGCCGACCAGGUCAACGCCUCCGUCAUGUGGUGGAACUGGAGCCUGGGAAGACUGGAAAGGAAUCACAGUUUGUCUGCUGGGAGUUUGACAAAGCCAAGGGUUUGGUUGCUAGGUUUCAAGGAUUUUGAAGAAAUGCAGGUAUUCGACACUAUUGGAAAUAAUUCACAGACAUGAAAACACAUUAGAUUCAACAAGCGGUGAAAGGAAAAAUGAUGACGUUUUCAGUGUCAGCAGUCUCUGGCACUACCUGCAGCUUUGGAAUAUCUAUCAGGUUAGACGGUAUCAAAGGAUUAAUACCCAUGAGGUAAUGGUUACAUUUCGUACUUGAAAGGGAACUACACCUAGUAAUACAUUAACAUACAUUACUAAAAAAGCAGGUUCAUUUUACAAAAAAGGGAAUACUUCAUAUGAUUUAAAUGAGUCACCAUAGAAGUUCUGAAAUGUACUGCCUAUAGGCCACUGUCAGCCUUGUGUAGAAUGGGUGGUAACCAUAACGCUGUUUCUUUGUUCAAUUAAGAACAUAAGAAGAAGAACAUAAGAAAGUUUACAAACGAGAGGAGGCCAAUAAUACUGUGAUUAAUGACAAUAACAAGUGUCAUUAUAAAUGGUGUAAAGCUGAGGUCCCCAAUCCUGGUACUGGAGGAACUGCAGUGUCUGCAGGUUUUCGUUUCAUUUGAGCAGUGAACUAAUUCAACUAAUUAUUAUCUUAAUAGUACCAAUUUAACUGCCCAGUUCUGAGUGUUAGAUUGUAGUACACUGGAUUGGGGUCCUCUGGUUUAAAAUGUUAUGUACUGGGUCAGAGUUAUGUUAACUUUCUUAGAGCACUGUGGAUUCUCAAACUGUUAUUCAUGGUUUUGAUGUAAGUACACUAUUUAAAUUUACAAGACAACACUGGAAAGCUAACUUUUUUUUGAGCAACAUUAUUUUGUUUAUCCUUCAUUAAAUCCUGAUGCAUUACCAUAUAAGGCUGCCAAUUACUUUUUGUGACACCCAAUACGUUAUUCCUGGACAACUACAAUGAAAAUUAUUUUGUAGUUAUAUAUUGAAAACUGUCUUGUUAUUUUAAAUGGGAGUUAUACUUCAUCCAGUCUUCAAAAGUUAAUUUCUUAAUUGUGUCAUUAAAACACAUUCUAAACAAUAGAUUACAUUGUGUUUUGUAUAUCUGUGUUGUGUUUUUUUUUUUUUUUUUAAAGCAUCCAUGAGUGUAAUACACAUUUGGUAUUUUCAAUGCCUACAAUACUAUUAUGGGUACUAUAACAACAAUAAUAAAAACAUAAAAUAUACAGUAGGGGGUUCCAAACCAGGUCUUAAUAACCUCAUGGUCUUUAUGGUCUUUUUUUUCCAAACAAGCUUUAAUUUUGACCAAUUACUUUCUUAAUUUUUUAAAACUGGGAUCCCCGGUCCUGGUCCUGGAGGGCCGCACUCCGGCAGGUUUUCCAGGAUCCCCGGUCCUGGUCCUGGAGGGCCGCACUCCGGCAGGUUUUCCAGGAUCCCUGGUCCUGGUCCUGGAGGGCCGCACUCCGGCAGGUUUUCCAGGAUCCCUGGUCCUGGUCCUGGAGGGCCGCACUCCGGCAGGUUUUCCAGGAUCCCCGGUCCUGGUCCUGGAGGGCCGCACUCCGGCAGGUUUUCCAGGAUCCCCGGUCCUGGUCCUGGAGGGCCGCACUCCGGCAGGUUUUCCAGGAUCCCCGGUCCUGGUCCUGGAGGGCCGCACUCCGGCAGGUUUUCCAGGAUCCCUGGUCCUGGUCCUGGAGGGCCGCACUCCGGCAGGUUUUCCAGGAUCCCUGGUCCUGGUCCUGGAGGGCCGCACUCCGGCAGGUUUUCCAGGAUCCCCGGUCCUGGUCCUGGAGGGCCGCACUCCGGCAGGUUUUUCAGCUCUUUAAAUCAAUAACACUCUCAGAACUGGGAAGUGUAGUUUAAAUUGGUUCCAGUAAGACAAUAAUUAGUUGAAUUGUUAUUAUAGUUGAAUAUUAUUUUAGGAUUAGGAAAAUUAGCAAUGUGGCCAUCAGUAAGUGUUCAGUCACAGGAAAUUGCUGAAGAAACCGAGCCUGUCAAAGAUUUUUUAUUUGGGCUUAAAAAAACCUGUUUGGCAACAGUAAGAAAUGCACCUGCAGCAUGUCUCCCAAAGAUGGAAUGAUGGAUAUGCACUGAAGUUUAUUUCCCCCUCUGUUUACUGUCACGCCAUGUAUUUAAUUUAGAAACUUUUCAUUUACAUUUAAACACAUUGGAGCUAGAACAUGCAUAUUUAGACACCAUGCUACACUUUUAAUCAGGCGCUUAGUAAGAUGCUUAUACAACAUAAGUGCUUUCGUUAGUUAACUUGAAUGCUUGCAGCGCAGUAAUUGUCAGAACAUUUUCUAGUUUUAAUAAAAUUAAAAAGAAUAACAUGCUGUUUUAAUAGUAUUACAGUGAUCCCUGGUCCUGGCUUAAUAUUUUAUUAUUAAUGGCGAUCAAACAGUGUAUCAUAUUAAGUAGUUAUUUCUGAGAUUAGUUGAUUGGUGCAAGUGCAGUGUUGCAACGUUUUGUUACUGUAUGUAAAGUGUGAUUGGAUAGUCAGAUUUUCAUGACCAUUUAAACAUGGCAAUGUUAGAGAAUGAAAGUUUACAUUUCAGAAAGAUUUUGCCAAAAGUUCAUAGCAAAUGCAUUCCAAAUAUCAAUAAAUCAAAGUCUAGAAAACAGUAGCCCAGCAUUAUUUGAUGAAUAAAUAAAGAUAAACAAAGAAAAGUUCAAAGAAGAGUGACCGGAUUAAUUUGUGGUCUAAAAGAACGUCAUACCCAGCCAGAUAAAAAUAAAUAAAUAAAUAAAACUCAUAGGACAUUAUAUGGCAGUGGUGGGCAACCCUGGUCCUGGAGGGCCGCAGUGUCUUCUGGUUUUCAUUCCACCUUAGGUCUUAAUUACUUAAAUUAACCAAUUAUUUGAACAAAUUAAGUGUUGUUUCCAGGUUUUAAGCAGGUGGUGAUGCCUACAAAACCUACAGGACUGCAGUCCACCAGGACCAGGGUUGCCCACCACUGUUACAUGGGGACAUUACUCAGGCUUUUAAAACCCAAAAUGGUAUUGACAAAGUGAACCCCAAGGAUUACUUCAAAAUCAACAAUGUUCUGCAAAACUUAUUUUAUGCCCUAUACCAGGGGUAGGCAACCUUGGCACUUCCAUUCCAUUUAAUUUCAAGUCUUUGUUUCAACUUAGCCUUAAUUAUUGAAGUGAUCUUCAGCAGCAGGGUCAAUUAAGUA
Molecule: messenger RNA, 3657 nt
Organism: Acipenser ruthenus (sterlet)
Lineage: Eukaryota; Metazoa; Chordata; Actinopteri; Acipenseriformes; Acipenseridae
Product: COMM domain-containing protein 1-like
Exons: 5
Coding region: 50-601 (183 amino acids)
Biological process (GO): regulation of proteasomal ubiquitin-dependent protein catabolic process; positive regulation of protein ubiquitination; negative regulation of sodium ion transmembrane transport
Cellular component (GO): endosome
Source: RefSeq, a predicted model, not a curated record